Molecule: messenger RNA, 1701 nt
Organism: Zea mays
Lineage: Eukaryota; Viridiplantae; Streptophyta; Magnoliopsida; Poales; Poaceae
Product: Glutaredoxin family protein
Exons: 1
Coding region: 175-1449 (424 amino acids)
Source: RefSeq, marked predicted
CUUGGCCUCGCCAUUAUCCAGCUUCGAGAGCACUGGAUCCUUUGGUUCCAACUGCAUUGUGGAUUUUUGGUGCCGUUGAUCGAGCCACGCGUGCUUGAGGCUUGAGCAGUUGAACACGCGGGGACGCAGGCGGCAGGCUAGCGCACACCCGCGCCGUCGCGACGUGACCCGGCGAUGGGGUGCGCAACCUCCACCGAGGCGCGCCGCGACAUGGUGCGGACCGGCGCCGGCGCCCCCCCGCGCCGGAGCUUCUCGCUACCCUCUGUCGACCGCCAGCGGCUGCGGCUGAAGACCGUGUCGAUGCUCGGCAACCUCGGCCUCGCCGGCAGCAGCGCCCGUCACUCCAGCUCGUGCAGGCACGCGACGCUGUCGGUGGAGGAUUUGAUGAAGAGCGACAACGACCAUGCCGCGGACGCGGUGCUCCUCGGCGACGACGCGGCGAAGCGGUCCCUGAAGCCCCGCACGCCGACGCUGACGCCGCCCAACGAGCCCGAGGUGAUCAACGCAUGGGAGCUCAUGGCGGGGCUCGAGGACGACGCGCCGACACCGCGCGCCACGUACAGGUGUUCGCUACUCAAUGAGUUGCCGCAGGAGUUGGGCUUGGAGGCGCCGCCGCUGCCGGAGUGGAUGCAGGCCGACAUGGACAUGCCCGUCGCCUUAGACUUCGACCCUGAGGUACUGUCCGGAUUCCGGGAUGCUCUAGAGGCCACGGCGCCAUCGCCAGAGCAUGUUGUCUCGUCCGCCGAAGCCGAUACCGAGACGCCCAGGGAGCAGGAGCGGAAGGGCGCGGAUGCAUGUGACAUGCCAACGUCGCCGGCCACCGGCAACAUGCCGGAGCUUUCCGGCCUUGUCCGUGCCCGCAUCAUCGCGUUCCAAGAGAAGAUCGAACGGAGGGGAAGCAAGGGCCGCGACGCCAAGGUGUCGUCCCGGUGGCCGCCGGGAGGCGAGCGGAAGGCGGUGGUGUACUACACGAGCCUCCGCGGCGUGCGCAAGACGUUCGUGGACUGUUGCGCCGUGCGCAGCAUCCUGCGCAGCUACGGCGUGCGCCUGGACGAGCGCGACGUCUCCAUGCACGCCGUCUUCAAGGCCGAGCUCGCGGAGCUCCUCGGGCCCGGGUUCGCAGCCGCCGCGCUCCCGCGCGUGUUCGUCGACGGCCGGUACCUCGGCGGCGCCGAAGACGUGCACUUCCUGCACGAGGCGGGCGAGCUCGGGCGAGUGCUGGAGGGGUGCGAGGCCGCGCCCUCGCGGAAGCUCGGGUACAUGGAGGCGUGCGCCGCCUGCGGCGACGUCCGGUUCGUGCCGUGCGAGACGUGCUACGGAAGCUGCAAGGUCUUCGUCGAGGACGACGACGCGGACGACAUGUAUCAGUAUCACGACGUCGGCGAGUUCCGGCGGUGUCCCGAUUGUAAUGAAAAUGGCCUCGUAAGAUGCCCCGUUUGUUGCUGCUGAUGCUUGUACUACCGCGUGCGCAAUGGUAGAUUAGUUGUUUUUGGUAUGUACUUUGUAGUUUGUACAGAAUGGAGAGCAUUAUAGCAUAUUUUUGGUAGGAACAUGAUCCUUAUAAUAAUUCCGUGCAAGCAUUUUUUUUUGACGUGUGGCCGUAUGUAAUCUACAUUAGUGGAUUGGAGAGGGAGGACUUCAUGCCUACCCUCGUGCUGUAAUGUUUCCUCUUUCUUAAAUGAAAUGUCAUGUCGUUCGAGG